AUGAAAUGUUAAAAUCGCAUAAUUUAAUACUAGGUAUACCUGGUGCACUAUACAAUUUUCAUCCCAUCCAUUGAAUUGCUCUAAUUGUGAAUGACUCAAUAAGAAAAUUUUCCCUCUCAGUUCUCUUCUGAAGCGCACCUGCGUUCUCCAUUGAGGCGCCUUAUUAUACCUUACACAUUGAAGCAGCUUCUGAGAAUCCUUUGAUGUUAGGAUUGAACUAUGAAAUUAGGCCUGUUCUCGCUGGGCUCAGGCUGGCUGCCCCUCCUGCCCUGGCUCGGGGAUGGGUCUGGCCUUUUCGACGUCUGCACACUGCUUCUCCUCUUGCUCAAGAAGUAGGUGCGCUGCGUACAGAUAGUGCUGUGAGUUUAAGAGGAGUGUCUCUUACUUUAUUAGCUGCAGAGAAGGAAGAAGCCAAGGCUGUUUUGAUGUUAUUUCUGAAAAAACAGGGGUUGAACAAAACUGCUGCAUCAAGAGCCAUAAACAAGUCAGAUCUUUUCAUUGACCACCUCGUAUCCCAGCUUCACUCCAUUCACAAAUCUCGGUAUCUCGUAGGUAGGGAGCUGACAACCCUAGAAAUCAGAGAUGCUCUUAUUCCUUACCUGGAAAACCUGCAAAUAGAGCAUGGAAGCAAUCUGGUUGAUGUCGUGGAGAACUUUCCAAAUGUGCCUGUUAACGAAAAUGUGACAGCAGAAGUUGUCUCCCCAAGUGUAAUUUUGGAAUCUAAAAAGCUGCCUGAUGAGACUUCAGAAUCCCGGAAGCUCAAGGCCAUUUCACGGGUUAGUGGGUCUGUCCCUAUAGAUAAGCUUCCUCAGCAUGUUAUUUAUCUCAUUGAACUUGGAAUGGAUCUUGAGGAUAUCCAGCAGAUUACUCGAAAGUUCCCAGCUUUUGCUUACUACAGUUUGGAUGGAAAAGUCAGACCUGUGGUUGAGUUUCUUCUUGAACUUGGAAUUCCCAAAACCGAAUUACCCAUAAUUCUUCGUAAGAGACCACAAUUAUGUGGAAUCAGUCUUUCUGAAAAUCUAAUACCCACCAUGAAGUUUUUGGAGGGCUUGGGUUUGGACAAGGAAAAAUGGGCAAAAGUAAUAUACCGAUUUCCCCCCCUUCUUACAUAUAGCAGGCAAAAGUUAAUGUCAACAGUUGAUUUUCUGUAUGAAAUGGGUCUCACAGCACAGGAUGUUGGCAAGAUUCUGACCCGUUGUCCCAACAUAAUAAGCUAUAGUGUUGAGGAAAACUUGCGGCCAACAGCAGAGUAUUUUUCUUUACUGGGUAUUGAUGCGGCUGUUGUUCUGCAACGAUCACCGCAGACUUUUGGACUAAGCAUCGAAAGAAAUCUCAAGCCUAUUACAGCAUUUUUCUUGGAGAAGGGCUAUAGUUUGGAGGAUCUUAGGACCAUGAUCCAAAGGUAUGGGGCCUUGUAUACUUUUAGUUUGGUAGAAAACAUGAUACCAAAAUGGAAUUUCUUUUUAACCAUGGGUUAUCCACAAUCAGAUCUUGUCAAGUUUCCCCAAUUCUUUGGCUACAGUUUGGAAGAGAGGAUUAAGCCAAGGUUUGCUCUUGUCAGGCGGUAUGGGGUGAAGUUGAUACUGAACCAAGUGUUGUCUUUAUCAAGCGAUGAACUUGAAAAGGUUCUGAAAAGGAAGUUGAAACGAAAUGGUGGGAAGGUUAUAACGGAAUAGCCUUAUAAGUGUUAUUCUUUAUCAAGUGGGAAGGUUCCAGUGGCAUAGCAUUUUUUGGAUGCUAUAUCAUUUGACAUGUUGAACACGAUGAAGCUGCUCAUAUAGUUGAUUUUGUUAUGGGUUUUUGUCAGUUGACUGGAAAAAAAUAGUUGAUUAGAAGAAUGUACAGUUACUAGAAUGACUUCUUCAAAAAUGUACUCUGAUUGAUUGAGUACUCUUUGUCAGCUAUAGUGUUAAGGAAAACUUUUGGCAUGAUGCAUGUAUUGCUUAGUCCAGCCUUUUCACUACAUGCUACAUUGUGAAAUUUUGACUUUUGAUAAUAGUUGUGUAAAUGAUAGUCAUUUUGACUGUUGAUAAUAGUUGUGUAAAUGAUAGUCAUUUUGACUGUUCAUAAUAGUUGUGUAAAUGAUACAAUAAUGUCAAAUGGGUUGUGGUGUGUACAAAUGUACAAUAAAUCCAUGUUGGUCCAUUUGAUAUUUCCUUUGGCCUGCAAUUGGUGUACCUAUGAAGUAUGAAUUUGAUUAAGCAAUGCAGAGCUGAUUUUAACAA
This is a messenger RNA of Chenopodium quinoa (quinoa), 2225 nucleotides long. Its product is annotated as transcription termination factor MTERF5, chloroplastic-like. The transcript is spliced from 4 exons. Gene Ontology annotation, biological process: regulation of DNA-templated transcription. The record is from RefSeq and is a predicted model, not a curated record. NCBI's taxonomy places the organism in Eukaryota, Viridiplantae, Streptophyta, Magnoliopsida, Caryophyllales, Amaranthaceae. Gene Ontology annotation, molecular function: double-stranded DNA binding. Bases 204 to 1676 code for a protein of 490 amino acids.